This is a messenger RNA of Dreissena polymorpha, 15237 nucleotides long. Its product is annotated as dynein axonemal heavy chain 5-like. The transcript has 68 exons. The record is from RefSeq and is a predicted model, not a curated record. Gene Ontology annotation, molecular function: ATP hydrolysis activity; dynein light intermediate chain binding; minus-end-directed microtubule motor activity. Gene Ontology annotation, cellular component: dynein complex. The coding region runs from base 287 to 14260 and encodes 4657 amino acids. Lineage: Eukaryota; Metazoa; Mollusca; Bivalvia; Myida; Dreissenidae. Gene Ontology annotation, biological process: microtubule-based movement.
UCAGACUGGUUUUAGUUUGAAACUGGUAUGGAAGACCAAACCAUGACGGAACAUUAUUUGAAUAGGAAUAUUUAAUGACAGAAACUGUUGAAGCUUGAGGAUUUUUUUUAAUUUUAGUUGUGUGUGACAUUAGUUUGGAGAGCACUCAGGAUAUAGAAUAGUUUUUGUGUAAUUUACGGACAUAAUUGUUUUUUCGUCUUUAACUGUGUUUACUACAAAAUGGAUUAUAGAUUAUCAUAGAAAUUUAUAUAUUUGUGGUGAAAAAAAGAAAAUUUGAACUGACAAAAUGGCUGCUGCAGCAGUAGCAGCCACGAAAAUUAAUCGUGAGGCUCAGAUGCAAAAGUUGAAGGAGGAGCGAGAGACGAAAAGAUCCCACCUCGAUGAGCGUCAUCGCUACGUCCUGCAGACGGUCGCAGACAGUCUCGGUCUCGAACUCUCCGAAGUUGAAGAUGCCAUUCUUGAGGGCUCACAGAUUGAAACCAUGGAUCUUUUCUUUGAUCCAAAAGGCAAGGUCGGAAUCAAUCAACUGAUGUUCUAUUACCAGGAACCGGAGGAUAAGGAAACUCAUGCUGUGGGUUUCAAGUUGCACCAGCAAGAUGAGAAAAAGAAAAGUAACCCAUUGGACCAUCUCAAGACGGGACCGCCAGCCCCCAAAACCACUCGCCAAGUGAAACCCAAAGUGUUUCUGGCCAACGGGAGUGAUGUCCCUUUGAAGGGUACCUGCCUGCUCUUCAUCAAGGGAGGCGACCCUAGCUUUGUGGUUACUGACCAGAACAUGGUCAAGGAAGUGACGUUCACCAUUCUUGAUACCAACGGUCAUGGCAAGAAUGGCGCAGGACUUCUAUAUGCUGUGGAGCACCUGCUCUCAAGCAUUUUCAUUCCCGCGCUGAAGAGUCUCGACAAGGGCUGGGGUGCACUCGAGUCUAAGGGAGCGAUCCAGACUCGACUCGAUUUCCUGAACACCCUGGACUCUUUCGUGUCGGUGCUUGUUGGUGCCCAGGAGAGCCUGAAUGAGAAGGUCCAGUUGAAGCCAUGUGACACGUACGACCUGUCUCGUAUCCAAACGCCCGCUGAGUACCAGGCCAUCGCAAACAGCUCGGAGGCCCUCCAGGGCAUUGAGGCCUGUAUGGAGAUCUGGAUCAAACAGAUUGAGCAGGUGCUGGCAGAGAGCGAGCAGAUGCGCAAGGAAGCAGACGACAUCGGCCCACGGGCGGAGCUGGAUCACUGGAAGAAGCGCACGUCCAAGUUCAACUACCUCCUGGACCAGAUCAAGGGGUCAGAAGUCAAGGCUGUUCUAGGUGUCUUGCAUGCAGCAAAGUCUAAGCUAAUCAAGAUGUGGCAAGAGCUUGACCGUCGCAUAACGGACACGGCCAACGAAGCUCGGGACAACGUGAAGUUCCUCUACACGCUGGAGAAGUUCUGUGACCCCCUGUACAACUCUGAUCCUGUCGGAAUGCUGGAGGGGAUACCGGGGCUGAUCAAUGCGAUCCGAAUGAUCCACAGCAUCUCACGCUACUACAACACCUCCGAGAGAAUGACCUCACUCUUUGUCAAGAUCACAAACCAGAUGAUCACUGCGUGCAAGGCGUACAUAACAAAUGGCGGCUGUGAGACAGUCUGGAGCCAGGAACCCCGGGAGGUCAUCAAGAAACUCAAUGACUGCAUCCGACUCAACGAAGAGUACCAGCGAAGCUUCCACAAGACCAAGCAAAAGCUUGAGACAAUGCCCAAUGAGCGCCCAUUUGAGUUUUCCGAGAUGUACAUAUUCGGGAAAUUCGACACGUUCACCAAGAGGCUCAAGAAUAUCAUAGCAAUCUUCGACGUGUUCUCUGUGUACUCUACGCUGUCUGAGUCCAAGAUUGAAGGUAUCGAGGUGAUGGCAAACCGGUUCAGUGUGACUCAGACGCAGAUCCGCAAGAAACCUUAUGACUUCCUCGACCAGCGCAAGCAGGAGUUUGCUCAGGACUUUGACGACUUCCAGAGAUCUGUCAAGGAGCUUCAUAAACAAAUCUGUGAGUUCAUGGACAAGAAGUUUGAGAAAAUCACGAGCACACAGCGUGCCAUCAGUCUGCUGAUGAAGUUCGAGAAGUUGAACCUACCUGGACUCCCGAUUACUGAGAAGUACGCGCGGAUCCUGGCUCACUACGGGCGAGACAUUGAGAUGGUCUCCAAGAUCUACCAGAAGAACAAGAAUGAACCGCCCGUAGCCCGUGAUCUGCCACCUAUUGCUGGCAAGAUCUCAUGGUCCAGGCAGCUGUUCCGGCGUAUCCAGGAGCCCAUGGAGAUCUUCCAACAGCAACCCAAGCUUCUGGAGAGCGCCACGGAGUCUCGGAAGAUCAUCAAGAGCUUCAACAAGCUUGCCAAGGUCCUGCUUGAGUUUGAGGUCCUCUACUAUCGAGGCUGGCUGCGGCAGGUGGAAACUGCAAAGUCUGGCCUCGCAGCAUCGCUGCUUGUGAAACACCCAGAAACUGGCGACCUAUACGUCAACUUUGACCCUCAAAUCCUGAUCAUGAUUCGUGAGACAGAGUGCAUGGCUAGACUUGGGCUGGAGAUUCCGCCUGUUGCCAAGACGAUGAGAACAAAGCAACCUGAAUACAAGGAAAACUACAAUGCCCUUUUGAUGAUGCUACAAGAGAAUAAGCGAGUGCGUCUGAAGAUCCCCACUGAGUUUGAGACUCUGAUGGGACCGCACAUUGGACGUGUCGACAACGCCAUUGAGCCUGGACUGAACAAACUGUCUUGGACCUCCCUAAAUAUUCAGGACUACAUCCAGACUGUGUACAGGCGUCUAGAGGAAAUGGAGCUGCUCAUGGUGCGGGCUAACGAACUGAGUGAGUUCCGUAUCGAUGCGGUUCUCAAGGAGAUUGCUAGCACCACCCUGUGUCAGCUGCCACAGGAAGAGCCAUGGACCGUUGAUGACUUCCUGGAAAACACACAGACGCUGUGCAACAAAGGAGCAAGCAUCUUGCAGACAAAGAGCCAGGUCGUGGAGGAAGCCGCAACCGAACUCAUUGAAAUGUUACUUGACAUUGAAGAUGAUGACGAUGGAGAUGCAUUUGAAGACAAAAAAGAAGAAGAUGACCGCCGCGAUGCCAGCCCGACUGGUUCUGGAGGUCGGGGAAGCAGCAGACGGUCACGCCCAGUCUCCUCAAAGGCAAACCUUGCUGCUAAAAGGAAACGAGAGCAGCGAGAGAACAUCAAACAGGCCGCUGCCGAUCUGCUCCACGUUUUCAACCAUCGCAACCUUGAGGCCCUGGUAAAGGUUACCAAAAACACCCUUGAGGCCCUGAGGAAGCGUAUAACAUCCAGCUCUAUGGUGCACUAUAUUGGUGAGGGAGGCAGUUUUGGUGGAAGCGAGGCCAAGAGGGACAAUCGUCCCUUCUUCAAAACGUUUGCUACACUGGCCAUUCCAAACAUCGUCAUGACUCCAGGUCUAGACGAUGUUCAGCAGGGGGUCAAUAAGGCAGCCCAGAUGGUUGUGAGCGUAUCUAAGGGCGUCUCCCAAUGGAACAAGGACCGUAAACGAGCCUCCAACGAGCGCCCUCACUCUGGAGAUCGGGAGGGUCACCAUGAGCGGAGACCCAGUGUUGGAAGCGUGGCUGCAUCGGAGGGGUCACACGGGGAGAAACGAAAACCAGAGAUGGACCGAGAACCAACAAACUACACGAAUUUUACAACAACCACAAAGAACUACUACAAGAAUGUGUCGGAGAACAAGGAAGUGGCAAAGCUUGUCUCUCUCCUCUCCACCUCCAUCAACUCCACCAAAAAGGAAGUUACAAGUGCUCUCGAGAAGUUUGGUGACUACCACAUCAUCUGGGCGAAUGACCGAGAUACCGAGCUGGAAGCCUUCAUGAAAGAGAAGCCCAAACUGUCAGAGUUUGAGUCCAAGAUCAAGUACUACGAGGAACUCGAGGUUGCCAUUAAUGGCGAGCCCAUGUACUAUGAUGUGGGACCCAUCGCUUUGUUCACUGAUCAACUGAAGUAUGCAUUGAACGUUGAGACAAAAGCCUGGAGGAUGCAUUAUGGGAAGGCAUGUAACACAAAGUAUCGCACAGAGAUGGAGGAAAUAUUUGCCUUCAUUGAUGACCUGAACAAGAGGCUAGGUCGACCAAUCAAAGACCUUGAUGAUAUUCGCUUUGCAAUGGCAGGCUUGAAAGAGAUCAGAGAGAAUGAGAUCAGAAUUGACAUGAGCAUCGCGCCUAUUGAGGAGUCGUACUCAAUGUUGAUCAAGCAUGAACUGCCCGUGGCCAAGGAGGAAACAGAACGCUGCGACACCCUGCGCUACUCCUGGGAGAAGCUCAACGUGCAGGGCAAUGAGAUGCAGUCACACCUGCUUGAGAUCCAGCCCAACUUCAAGACUGAUCUCAUCACCAACGUCAAGACCUUCAUCUCCGACUGUGGCAACUUCUAUCACGAAUACAAUAAGGCUGGCCCCAUGGUGCCAGGAGUUCCCCCAAGGGAGGCCUCAGACCGACUGGUCAUCUGCCAGAACCAGUUUGACAUCCUGUACAAGAAGUUCCUCACGUACACAGGCGGAGAGGAGCUCUUUGGUCUCCCGGUUACUGACUACCCGGAGCUGCUCAAGAUAAAAAAGGAGCUUAACCUGCUGCAGAAGCUUUACGGCUUGUACAAUGCUGUCAUCGACACGGUACACGGUUACUAUGAUAUCCUGUGGGGCGACAUCAACAUUGAGAAGAUCAAUAAUGAGUUGAUUGAGUUCCAGAACAAGUGUCGCAAGCUGCCAAGGGCACUGAAGGACUGGCCAGCAUUUGAGGACCUCAAGAAGACCAUUGAUGACUUCAAUGAGAUGGUUCCCCUGCUAGAGCUCAUGACCAACAAGGCAAUGAAGACCCGUCACUGGAACCGGAUGGCCGAGGUCACAGGUCACGUGUUCGACAUUGAGAGCGAGAACUUCACACUGCGUAACAUCCUGCAGGCCCCUCUAUUGAAGUUCAAGGAGGACAUUGAGGAUAUCUGCAUCUCAGCCGUGAAAGAGAAGGAUAUUGAGGCAAAAUUAAAGCAGGUUAUCGCCGACUGGAACAACAAGGAGUUCACGUUCGGUCAGUUUAAGAACCGCGGGGAGCUGCUGCUGCGAGGGGAUACCACUAGUGAGAUUGUCUCCCUUAUGGAGGAUUCCCUGAUGGUCCUCAGCUCCCUUAUGAGCAACAGGUACAAUGUGCCAUUCAAAAAGCAGAUCCAGUUGUGGGUGCAGAACCUGACAAACUCAUCUGAGAUCAUUGAGAACUGGAUGGUCGUACAGAACCUCUGGGUCUACCUUGAGGCCGUCUUUGUGGGUGGAGACAUUGCCAAACAGCUGCCUAAGGAAGCGAAGCGUUUCAGCAACAUCGACAAGUCAUGGAUCAAGAUCAUGACGCGGGCUCACGAGACGCCCAAUGUGGUCCAGUGCUGCGUGGGAGAUGAGACCCUCAUGCAGCUCCUACCCCACCUCCUGGAGCAGCUGGAACUCUGCCAGAAAUCUCUCACCGGGUACCUUGAGAAGAAGCGUCUGCUGUUCCCGCGUUUCUUCUUCGUGUCUGACCCGGCCCUGCUGGAGAUUCUGGGUCAGGCCAGUGACCCCCACACCAUCCAGGCACACCUGCUGUCUGUGUUUGACAACAUCAAGACGGUCAAGUUCCACGAGAAGUUCUAUGACGUCAUCCUCGCUGUGCACUCGUCAGAGGGUGAAACUGUUGAUCUGGAGAAGCAGGUGAAAGCAGAAGGCAAUGUCGAGGUGUGGCUGAUGUCGCUGAUGCUGAUGGCACAAAAGUCACUACAUGGCGUAAUCCGCACUGCUGCCAUGGCAAUACAGGAUCAGAGCUUCCAACUGCUGGAGUUCCUUGGAAUGUUCCCAGCACAGGUUGGCAUCCUGGGUAUUCAGAUGAUCUGGACACGAGAUGCCACAGAGGCACUGACAACCGCCAAGUAUGAUCGCAAGGUCAUGGCGCAGACCAAUCAAGCUUUCCUGGAGCUCCUCAACAUGCUCAUUGACCAGACGACACAUGACCUCAACAAGAACGAGCGCACCAAGUUUGAGACUCUCAUCACCAUUCAUGUGCAUCAGCGGGAUAUUUUCGAUGAUCUGGUCAAGCAGCAUGUGAAGUCCCCGACAGACUUUGAAUGGCUGAAGCAGUCGCGCUUCUACUUCAUCGAGGACCAGGACCGCUGUCAGAUCUCCAUCACUGACGUAGACUUCAUCUACCAGAACGAGUUCCUGGGCUGCACAGAGCGCCUUGUCAUCACACCUCUCACGGAUAGGUGCUAUAUCACGCUAGCCCAGGCCCUGGGUAUGUCCAUGGGCGGGGCACCUGCUGGCCCCGCAGGUACGGGCAAAACAGAGACCACCAAGGACAUGGGGCGAUGUCUCGGCAAGUACGUUGUCGUCUUCAACUGCUCUGACCAGAUGGACUUCAGAGGACUGGGAAGGAUCUACAAAGGAUUGGCCCAGUCCGGCUCCUGGGGCUGCUUUGAUGAGUUUAACCGUAUUGAGCUGCCGGUGUUGUCUGUUGCCGCCCAGCAGAUUGCUAUUGUCCUGCAGAGCAAGAAGGAAAGAAAGAAGCAGUUUGUCUUCACCGAUGGUGACACUGUGUCCUUGAACAUGGAGUUUGGAAUCUUCCUCACCAUGAAUCCCGGAUAUGCGGGUCGUCAGGAGCUACCGGAGAACUUGAAGAUCAAUUUCCGCACAGUUGCCAUGAUGGUUCCUGAUCGCCAGAUUAUCAUCCGUGUGAAGCUUGCCAGCAUCGGUUUCAUUGAGAACGUGAUUCUCGCACGCAAAUUCUUCACGCUGUACAAACUGUGCGAGGAACAGCUCACCAAGCAGGUGCACUACGACUUUGGCCUGAGGAACAUGCUAUCAGUGCUGCGAACCCUUGGGGCGGUUAAACGAGCCAACCCGGAUGACACUGAACAGACCGCUGUCAUGCGCGUCCUGCGCGACAUGAACCUCUCAAAGCUUGUGGACCAGGAUGAGCCCUUAUUCUUGUCCCUUAUCAACGACUUGUUCCCUGGAAUCACCCUAGACAAGCAGGGAUACGCUGAGCUGGAGGUUGCCAUUAGGAACCAGAUUGCUAACGCCAAGCUUAUUGACCACCCAUCAUGGUUCCUGAAACUGAUCCAGUUGUUUGAGACCCAGCGUGUACGCCACGGUAUGAUGGUCCUGGGCCCGAGUGGGGCGGGUAAAACCUGCUGCAUCCACACACUAAUGAAGGCCAUGACUGACACUGGCGAGCCCCACAAGGAGAUGAGGAUGAACCCCAAGGCCAUCACAGCCCCACAGAUGUUUGGGCGCCUGGAUGUUGCUACCAAUGACUGGACUGAUGGUAUCUUCUCUACACUGUGGAGACGUACACAGAGGGCAAAGAAGGGUGAACAUGUUUGGCUGGUCCUGGAUGGCCCAGUAGAUGCCAUCUGGAUUGAGAACCUCAACUCUGUCCUAGAUGAUAACAAGACCUUGACCUUGGCCAACGGUGACCGUAUUCCCAUGGCGCCUAACUGCAAGAUCAUUUUCGAGCCUCACAACAUCGACAACGCCUCCCCAGCAACCGUAUCCAGGAACGGCAUGGUGUACAUGAGCAGCUCUGGUCUUGACUGGUCCCCCAUUCUAAAGGGUUGGUUGCUGACACGACCCAUCAAUGAACAGAACGUCAUAUACGACCUGUUUGAGACGUCCUUCCCGUUCAUCUACAGACAAGCCAUCCAGAGCUACGUCUGGAAGAUGGACGUCCUUGAGGCCUUUGUCAUCUCCCAGGCAUGCAAGCUAAUGGCAGGCCUGAUACCUAAACGUGAGGAGAAAGAUGUACAGCAACUGACGCGCGACCACUACGAGCGUAUCUACAUCUUUACGGUGAUGUGGAGCAUUGGAGCGUAUCUAGAGCUGGACGACAGAGCCAAGAUGGAGGAGUACAUGCGCACUAGCCCGGACUUCAAGCUCGCUAUGCCCAUCAUUCCCGAAGACAGCGAGGCCACCAUGUUUGAAUAUCUUGUGGAUGAAAAAGGUCAGUGGCAGCACUGGGACACGAAGGUCACAAGCUACGAGUAUCCAACGGACCACACCCCUGAGUACUCGUCAAUCCUUGUACCGAUGGUGGACAAUGUGCGAACAACGUACCUGAUAGACAUCAUCGCCAAGCAGAGCCUCGGAGUGUUGCUGAUUGGUGAGCAGGGCACAGCCAAGACGGUGAUGAUCAAUGGGUACAUGAGCAAGUACAACCCCGAGUACCACCUGGAGAAGUCCCUCAACUUUUCCAGUACCACCACGCCCUUCAUGAUCCAGCGUACCAUUGAGAGUUACGUUGACAAGCGUGUUGGUGCCACUUACGGACCCCCCGCGGGAAAAAAAAUGACCGUGUUCAUUGAUGACAUCAACAUGCCAAUCAUAAAUGGGUGGGGCGACCAGAUAGCCAAUGAGAUUGUCCGACAGCUCAUUGAGUAUUCAGGAUUCUACAACUUAGAGAAGCCUGGUGACUUUACCAACAUUGUUGACAUGCAGUUCCUGGCAGCCAUGAUUCAUCCUGGUGGAGGUCGCAAUGACAUUCCACAGCGUCUGAAGCGUCACUUUGUGAUCUACAACUGCACGCUGCCGUCCAACACCUCCAUAGACAAGAUCUUCCGUGUGAUUGGGUUGGGACAUUACUGCGAGGAACGUGGCUUCAAGGCAGACGUCAGAGACCUUGUGAGCAAACUGGUGCCAAUCACCAGACGGUUGUGGCAACUUACCAAGAUAAAGAUGUUGCCAACACCGGCUAAGUUCCACUAUAUCUUCAACUUGCGUGACUUGUCACGCAUCUGGCAGGGGAUGAUAAACACACUCAACAGUGUCAUCGACAACGAGAAAGUAGUCCUGCAGCUCUGGAAACAUGAGUGCAGCAGAGUCAUCGCCGACAGGUUUAUAAACCUGGAAGAUUACGCAUGGUUCGAAAAGACAAUAUCGCGUGUUAUUGGGGAAGAUUUAGAUGAGGAUGUGUAUGGCCCCAUCGUCAAGUCUACCCAUUUCUUUGGAGACUUCAUGAGGGACGCCCCAGAGGCCACAGGGGAUGAACCAGAGGACAGCGACUUUGAUAUGCCCAAGAUCUACGAGCCCAUCCCAAGCUUUGAAGCCUUAGAAGAGCGUCUGCUGAUGUUCCUACAGCAGUACAACGAGAGCAUUCGAGGCUCCGGCAUGGACCUUGUGUUCUUCAAGGACGCAAUGUGCCACCUGGUGAAAAUCUCCCGCAUCAUACGCACCCCACGUGGCCAUGCCUUACUUGUGGGUGUCGGCGGGUCGGGCAAACAGUCACUGACAAAACUGGCCUCGUUCAUUGCUGGCUACAAGACAUUCCAGAUCACACUGACAAGGUCAUAUAACGUGUCCAACCUGCUAGAGGACUUGAAGUUCCUGUACCGCACGUCAGGCCAGCAGGGCAAGGGUAUCACGUUUGUGUUCACGGACCAGGAGAUCAAGGAUGAGGGCUUCCUAGAAUACCUCAACAAUGUGCUCUCAUCUGGUGUGGUGGCCAACCUGUUUGCAAGAGAUGAGAUGGAUGAGAUACUCAGCGAGUUGAUCCCUGUCAUGAAGAAGGAGUAUCCACGGCGACCACCAACCAAUGAGAAUCUCUAUGAGUAUUACCUAAGUCGUGUGCGUAGCCACCUGCAUGUGGUCCUCUGCUUCUCACCCGUUGGUGAGAAAUUCCGCGCACGCUCACUGAAGUUCCCUGGACUGAUUUCCGGCUGCACAAUGGACUGGUUCCAACGUUGGCCCCGUGAUGCUUUGAUUGCCGUGGCAGACCACUUCCUGUCGCAGUUCAAUAUCGACUGCACGCCUGAAGUGAAGAAGCAGGUGAUCCAGACCAUGGGUAUCGUACAUGAUGGAGUGGCAGAAAGUUGCAUUGAAUACUUCCAAAGGUACCGUCGUUCUACCCAUGUGACACCGAAGUCCUACCUGUCGUUCAUUAACGGCUACAAGACCAUCUACAGUGACAAGAGGAACGAGAUUGGAGAGCUCGCUAACAGGAUGAACACUGGUCUGAAAAAGCUCAUUGAAGCAUCUGAGGCAGUCGCUGAACUAGAAAAAGAGCUAGCAGUAAAAGAGAAGGAGCUGGCCAUAGCCUCAAAGAAAGCGGACGAAGUGCUCAAAGAGGUGACUGUGAAAGCUCAGGCAGCCUCCAAGGUCAAGGAGCAAGUCCAAAAAGUCAAGGACAAAGCUCAAGCCAUCGUAGAUGCCAUUGAAAAGGACAAGAACAUUGCUGAGGCUAAACUUGAGAAAGCAAGACCGGCUCUUGAGGCAGCUGAGGCUGCUCUGAAUACUAUCAAGCCUGCCGAUAUUGCCACCGUGAGAAAGCUCGGCAAGCCCCCUCACCUGAUCAUGAGGAUUAUGGACUCAGUGUUGUUGUUGUUCCAGCACAAGGUGGACACUGUGGUACAGGACCCAGACCGACCUUGUGUCAAGCCAUCCUGGUCAGAGUCCCUGAAGAUGAUGGCGGGUACCAACUUCCUUGGUCAGUUAAUUGCUUUCCCUAAGGACACAAUCAACGAUGAAACCAUUGAGCUGAUCAAGCCGUACCUGACUAUGGAAGACUACACGCUGGAGACUGCGACCCGCGUGUGUGGUAACGUUGCCGGACUUCUUUCGUGGACCGUGGCCAUGUCCGACUUCUUUGCCAUCAACAAGGAAGUUCUGCCUCUAAAGGCAAACUUGGCAGUGCAGCAAGCUAAGUUGGAGGUCGCCAUGGGAGACCUGGCCAUGGCGCAGGCACAGCUGGAUGAGAAGGAGCGAGAGUUGGCGGCUGUGCAGGCAGAAUACGACAAGGCCAUGGCGGAAAAGCAGAAAUUGAUGGACGAUGCAGAGACAUGUCGUCGAAAGAUGAAUGCUGCAGCUGCACUGAUUGAAGGUCUGGGCGGGGAGAAGAUACGAUGGACUGAACAGAGUCAGGAGUUCAAGGCUCAAAUGGGCAGACUUGUUGGUGACGUUCUCGUCUGCACGGCGUUCCUGUCAUACUGCGGACCGUUCAACCAGGAUUUCCGAGCCCUUCUCUUCAAGAACUGGUUCAAGGAGCUUAAGAAUCGCAAGAUCCCCUUCACCCUCAACCUCAACACUAUCGACAUGCUUGUCGAUCAAAAUACUAUCGCAGAAUGGAAUCUGCAAGGUCUGCCUAAUGAUGAGUUGUCCACUCAGAACGGCAUCAUUGUAACGAAGGCAGCCCGCUACCCGCUCCUGAUUGACCCCCAGAGUCAGGGCAAGAACUGGAUCAAGUCUCGGGAACAGCACAGUGAGCUGCAGCUGACGGCACUGAACCACAAGUACUUCCGCCAGCACCUUGAGGAUGCCAUGUCUCUAGGAAGACCGCUGAUCAUUGAGGAUAUCGGGGAAGAGCUCGACCCUGCGCUCGACAAUAUCCUUGAGAAAAACUUUAUCAAAGUUGGCUCAACCCUUAAGGUCAAGGUGGGUGACAAGGAGUGUGACAUCAUGAAAGGGUUUGUGCUGUACAUCACUACAAAGCUGGCCAACCCCGCAUACACCCCCGAGAUCUACGCCCGGACGUCCAUCAUAGAUUUUGCUGUCACCAUGAAAGGGCUUGAGGAUCAGCUGUUAGGGCGUGUCAUCCUGACAGAGAAAGCCGAGCUAGAGGCAGAGCGUGUAAAACUGAUGGAAGACGUGACAUUCAACAAGAAGAAGAUGAAGGAGCUUGAAGACAACCUGCUGUUCCGCCUCACGAGCACAAAAGGCUCGCUGGUGGAUGACGAGGACCUCAUUAAUGUACUCAACAUCACGAAGCACACGUCUCUUGACGUGCAGCAGAAGUUGCAGACAGCCGACGAGACGCAGUCAAAGAUCACGCUGGCACGUGAAGAGUUUCGCCCGGUUGCCACGCGCGGUAGUAUCCUCUACUUCCUGAUCGUCGAGAUGGGAAUGGUGAACUGCAUGUACCAGACGUCCCUGAAGCAGUUCCUUGGACUGUUUGACCUCUCCAUGGCUAGGUCAACUAAGUCCCCUAUCACGCAGAAGCGUAUCACAAACAUCAUUGAGUACAUGACCUUCGAGGUGUUUAAAUACGCUGUGCGUGGCCUGUACGAGAAGGAUAAGAUGACAUUCACCUUGCUGCUUGCACUAAAGAUUGACUUGGCCGCUGGCAAGGUCAAACACGAGGAGUUCUUGACCUUAAUCAAAGGCGGUGCCUCGUUGGACCUGAAUGUGGUGCAGCCCAAGCCUCACAAGUGGAUCGUAGACUUGACCUGGCUUAACCUAGUUGAGCUUAGCAAUCUGCACCAAUUCUCAGGAAUCAUGGAACAGAUCGGUCGUAACGAGAAGCAGUGGAAGCAGUGGUUUGACAAGGAUGCCCCAGAAGAGGAAGUCAUCCCAGACGGCUACAAUAACUCUCUCGAUGUCUUCCGGCGUCUGCUACUCGUGCGGUCAUGGUGCCCAGACCGGACGCUCCAACAGGCGCGCAAAUACAUCGCCGAUACACUUGGGGAGAAGUACGCUGAGGGGAUCAUCCUUGACUUGGAGAAAAUGUGGUACGAGAGCAAGACCCGGUCCCCCAUGGUGUGUCUGCUAUCCAUGGGCUCUGAUCCUACAAAUAACAUCGAGUCACUGGCAAAGAAGCACAAGAUCGAAUACCGAGCCAUCUCAAUGGGUCAAGGUCAAGAAGUGCACGCACGUCGUCUAAUCUCGCAGGGUGUGCAGAACGGCGGCUGGCUGCUGCUGCAGAACUGCCAUCUGAGUCUCGACUACGUGGUGGAGUGCCUCGACGUGCUCAUCGACACGGAGACCAUCCACGAAGAGUUCAGACUUUGGAUCACCACUGAGGAGCACCCAAAGUUCCCCAUUAGCUUCCUGCAGAUGUCCAUCAAGUUCACCAACGAGCCACCCCAGGGCAUCAAGGCGGGUCUGAAGCGGUCGUACGCUGGUAUGACCCAGGACUUCCUUGAUAUUUCCAAUAUGCCCCAGUGGAAGCCCAUGCUUUAUGGCGUCGCCUUCCUACACACGGUUGUCCAAGAGCGUCGAAAGUUUGGUCCCCUUGGCUGGAACAUUCCGUACGAGUUCAAUGCCUCCGAUUUUAAUGCCAGUGUGCAGUUUGUGCAGAAUCACCUUGACGAUAUGGACUUGAAGAAGGGUGUGAACUGGACCUGUGUGCGGUACAUGUUCGGCGAGAUCCAGUAUGGUGGCCGUGUGACGGAUGACUUUGACAAGCGUCUGCUGAACACGUUCUGCAAGGUGUGGUUUGGGGACAACAUGUUCACGCCAGCCUUCAACUUCUACAAGGGAUAUGUGAUCCCGAAAUGUGUCAAGUAUCCAGAGUAUAUGGACUUUAUUAACGCACUGAACAACACUGACACGCCGGAAGUGUUUGGACUCCAUCCAAAUGCUGAUAUAACCUAUUCAAGCAAGACGGCCAAGAUCAUUCUUGACACGGUCCUCAGUAUUCAGCCCAAGGACAGCAGCGGUGGUGGAGGCGAGACCCGUGAAUCCAUGGUGACAAGAAUAUGCGACGAUAUGCUUGAGAAACUUCCCAACGACUACAUCGACUUCGAGGUGAAGCAGCGACUGCAGAAGAUGGGUGCGUUGCAGCCAAUGAACAUCUUCUUGCGUCAAGAGAUCGACCGAAUGCAGCUUGUCAUCUCAACAGUACGGAGCACGCUACAGGAUCUGAAGCUGGCAAUAGACGGAACGAUCAUUAUGAGCGAAACUCUCAGAGACGCCCUCGACAGCAUGUAUGAUGCCAGAAUCCCGAAAGUCUGGGCAAAGAUUUCGUGGGACUCAAGCACGCUGGGUUUCUGGUUCACUGAGCUGAUUGACCGUAACACUCAAUUCAACAGCUGGUGCUUUGAUGGUCGUCCUAACACGUUCUGGAUGACCGGCUUCUUCAAUGCUCAGGGCUUCUUGACCGCCAUGAGACAGGAAGUGACGCGGGCCCACAAGGGCUGGGCCCUCGACACGGUGAUCCUUUACAACGAGGUCACACGGUCAAUGAAGGACGACAUUGUGCAGCCGCCAACAGAGGGUGUCUACGUAUACGGGCUCUUCCUGGAAGGGGCUGGCUGGGACAAGCGUGGGGCCAAGCUCAUCGAGUCCAAGAACAAGGUCCUGUUUGAAAUGAUGCCUGUGAUCCACAUCUACGCCAUCAACAGCACCGGGUCGCCGGACGCAAGGAUGUACCAGUGUCCCAUCUACAAGAAACCCCGACGUACGGACCUGACGUUCAUUGCUUCCGUGAUCUUGAAGACCAAUCAGAAUCCCGACCACUGGAUACUCAGGGGUGUCGCGCUACUGUGCGAUACCAAAUAAAACGAACAACCAUUGAUUUCUUGUGGUGUUUUUGUUGAAACUUUUUUUUUACUUUUACUUAAUCAGGUGUAGGUGACUAAAUGAACACGUGUGUUUUUAUGAUUAUUUAUUGCUAUUGUUAUUUGAAGAACAAUUAAAACAGUGACUUUAUAUUGAUUACUUUUGUAAUUUUGGCUUACGUUUAUAAUGUUUAUGCACCUUAGUAAACACACUUGUGGUCUUAUAUUUGUUAACAAUUACAUUUACUUGUUAUUGUUCUAUACAUUUAUAUACAAUUUACUGUUACUUGUAAUAUCAGUGUCCCCCCAAAUUGCUUGAAAAUUCAAUGAAUUCAUGUGAAUGUUAUUUAUAAUGUUUUUGUUAUUUUAUUCUUAAUACGUGUGCUAAGAUUGUUAAUGUUUAUAUUAUUACAAACUCAAGCUUCUUAUAACUCGACCAAUAGCAUUAGUUUAGAGAUUUUAUUAAUGUCUAUUUUUAGUUUGCUAGUAAAAGUUUUAAAAAUAUUUAACAACUAAAAUAGUAGCUCCAUUAACGUCAAUGAUAUGUUUAAUGAUACUGUAAUUUAUAUAUUUUCAUUGAAAUACGUAGUUUUUUUUAAGUUAUGUAUAUUGUUUUUAUUUAUAUUUAUAAGUGAUAGUUUGUUAAUGAGUUUAACACCUUUACUUGUUCCGUCCCUGUAUGUGAUAUGAUUUAAUGUUCGUAUAUUUUUAUUUGAACAGUCCGUCCAAUUUGAUGAAGUCAUAUUUUAAAAAUGCACACUUGCUUGGAUAAACUGUUUAUUAACGUUUCUUUUUAAUUAUAUAAAACGAAAUUUCAAUUGAAUUCUGUCCCAUCGUUUUACUGCAAGUCGUGAUAACCUAUAUAUGUAUAGAUCUAUUCAGGUUGAAACGUUUUAAUCUGCAUGCCACCAAACAUCUGUGAUUUAUUUUUUGCAUAUUUAUGCUUGUAUUCUGAUAGAAAUAAAUAGAUGAAUUAUG